Molecule: messenger RNA, 1488 nt
Organism: Condylura cristata (star-nosed mole)
Lineage: Eukaryota; Metazoa; Chordata; Mammalia; Eulipotyphla; Talpidae
Gene: ACAA2
Product: acetyl-CoA acyltransferase 2
Exons: 10
Coding region: 46-1239 (397 amino acids)
Biological process (GO): fatty acid beta-oxidation
Molecular function (GO): acetyl-CoA C-acetyltransferase activity
Source: RefSeq, a predicted model, not a curated record
UUUGUCUCUGUCCCUGAAGCCCUGCUGCUGUCCUGCUCCGCAGCCAUGGCCCUGCUCCGAGGUGUAUUCAUUGUUGCUGCUAAGCGAACACCAUUUGGAGCUUAUGGAGGGCUCCUCAAAGACUUCACAGCUACUGACUUGACUGAAUUUGCUGCCAAGGCUGCCUUGACUGCUGGGAAAGUCUCACCUGAAACUAUUGACAGUGUCAUCGUAGGCAAUGUCAUGCAGAGUUCUUCAGAUGCUGCGUACUUGGCCAGGCAUGUUGGGUUACGUGUGGGAGUUCCAAAAGAGACCCCAGCUCUCACUGUGAAUAGGCUCUGUGGCUCUGGCUUCCAGUCCAUUGUGAGUGGGUGUCAGGAAAUCUGUGUUAAAGAUGCUGAAGUGGUCUUGUGUGGAGGAACAGAAAGCAUGAGCCAAGCUCCCUACUGUGUCAGAAACGUGCGUUUUGGAACCAAGUUUGGAUUAGAUCUUAAGCUGGAAGAUACUCUGUGGGCAGGAUUAACAGAUCAGCACAUCCAACUCCCCAUGGGAAUUACCGCAGAGAAUCUUGCUUCAAAACAUAAAAUAAGCAGAGAAGACUGCGACAAAUACGCCCUGCAGUCACAGCAGAGGUGGAAAGCUGCUAAUGAUGCUGGCUAUUUUAAUAGUGAGAUGGCACCAAUUGAAGUGAAGACCAAGAAAGGAAAACAGACAAUGCAAGUAGAUGAGCAUGCACGACCCCAGACCACCCUGGAACAGUUAAAUAAACUUCCUCCGGUAUUCAAGAAGGAAGGGACCGUCACUGCAGGGAAUGCGUCGGGAGUAUCUGACGGUGCUGGAGCUGUUAUCAUAGCCAGUGAAGAUGCUGUAAAGAAACAUAACUUCACACCACUGGCCAGAAUUGUGGGUCAUUUUGUGUCUGGAUGUGACCCCUCUAUUAUGGGUAUUGGUCCUGUUCCUGCUAUCACUGGGGCACUGAAGAAAACAGGACUGAGUCUUAAAGACAUGGACUUGGUGGAGGUAAAUGAAGCUUUUGCUCCCCAGUACCUAGCAGUCGAGAAGAGUUUGGACCUUGAUCCAAGUAAAACCAAUGUUAAUGGAGGAGCCAUUGCUUUGGGUCACCCGUUGGGAGGAUCAGGAUCAAGAAUUAUGGCACACCUGGUUCACGAAUUAAGGCGUCGGAGUGGAAAAUACGCUGUCGGAUCCGCUUGCAUCGGAGGCGGCCAGGGCAUCGCUGUUGUCAUUGAGCGCAUGGCCUGAGCCACACAGACAGCCCUGCCACUGAACCUGACUGUGACCAAGGGAUGGUGAGGCAAAGAUCAACUUAUCACGAAUAAGAGCCCUCGCCAGAAAAAGUUCUCUCAUUUGCACCAAAUAUGAUUGUGUUUUUUAACUAAAAUCCAACUAUAGAAGGCCUUGAAAAGGAAUUUUAUCAUUGCCAAAUAACCACCACUAAUGCCUUAGAUAACAGGGUUGCCAUGAAACUGAAUAAAUAUUGCCUUAACUUCA